CGCCAUGAGCGCCGCGAGCGACCCAGCCGGCUCUGGGGCUGAGCGAGGAGCAGCGCCAAGCAGGAGCGAGGAGGAAGGGCGGCCGGAGGAGGGCAGAAAGCAGCAAGUGAUCCUUGUUGCCUACGUGAUUGCAGCCCUAGACCUGAUCUUCCUCUUCAUGCAGCUGGGAGUCAUGCCCUACUUGGCAAAGAGCCUAGGUUUGGACUCGGUUGGGUUUGGCUACCUCCAGACAACCUUUGGUGUCCUCCAGCUCGUGGGAGGUCCCAUUUUUGGAAGAUUUGCUGACCAGUUUGGCUCCCGAGCUGCCUUGAUGCUCUCCUGCGCGUCCGGAAGUGUCUUCUUCCUGCUGGCGUCCAUCUCCACCAGCGUCCCUCUCCUCUUCCUCUCCCGGCUGCCGGCAGUGUUCAUGCACGGGAUGCCAGGUGCUCAGAAGGUUAUUACAGAUCUGACCACUCCUUCUGAACGUGCCGGUGCGUUGGGGAAGUUGGGCCUUUGCUUCGGAAUAGGAAUUAUCAUCGGUUCUGCCCUGGGAGGUGUCCUCUCCACCAAAUUCGGCAUUUUUGUCCCUAUGUACGUUGGGCUGGUAGGAAGCCUCGUGAGCACUGUGAUAGUCAUGGUCUGGAUGCCUUCGCGAGCUGGGCUGAAGUCAGACCAUCCCGUGACGGAGCGCAGCCCGUCGCAGUCUGGCAGUGUGUUCAGCCUCCAAGAAAUCCUACGCCUGAUGAAGUUUCCGGGAGUAAUGGAAGUUUUCAUAGUCAAGGUCUUGGCUGGACUUCCCAUAGGUUUGUUCCUGAUUAUGUUUUCCAUCAUCUCUAUGGAUUUCUUUGGCUUGGAAGCGUUGCAGUCCGGGUACCUGAUGUCGUAUUUUGGUGUCCUUCAAAUGGUGGUCCAGGGCCUGGUCGUCGGGAAGCUCACCAGCCUCUGCACGGAGAAGACCCUGCUGCGGCUCAGCGUCGCCGUCUUCGCCGGGGUCGGCCUGGCCAUGGCCCUGAUGAGGAACGUGCUGCACUACUGCAUCAUCGCGGUGCCGCUGGUGUUCGCCUUCAGCACGCUGGCCACCAUCACCGACAGCAUCCUCACCAAGUCCGUCCCCGCCUCCGACACCGGCACCAUGCUGGGCAUCUGCGCCUCGGUCCAGCCCCUCACCCGGACCGUGGGGCCGACCGUCGGCGGCCUCCUGUACAAGCAGUUCGGCGUCUCCUCCUUCGGGUGCUUGCAGCUAGUUGUCAACGUCGGUUUGUUCGUUUACCUCUUAAAGAGUAACAUCCCGCUGAAGGAGAGAGGCCUAUAGGCCUGUAGCUCGGCGGCGAGGACGUCACCCCUUACUUUUUCCACGGAAAUGAACAAAAAUGCAAUGUUUGCGAUUUCCUUUUGCUUCUGCGCACCUGGAAUAAAACGUUUUAAAUGCUG
Dromaius novaehollandiae (emu) is the source of this 1410-nucleotide messenger RNA. RefSeq names its product solute carrier family 22 member 18 (gene SLC67A1). Gene Ontology annotation, molecular function: transmembrane transporter activity. Gene Ontology annotation, biological process: transmembrane transport. Bases 5 to 1291 code for a protein of 428 amino acids. The record is from RefSeq and is a predicted model, not a curated record. Gene Ontology annotation, cellular component: nuclear envelope. Lineage: Eukaryota; Metazoa; Chordata; Aves; Casuariiformes; Dromaiidae. The transcript is spliced from 10 exons.